Molecule: messenger RNA, 1334 nt
Organism: Salvia miltiorrhiza (redroot sage)
Lineage: Eukaryota; Viridiplantae; Streptophyta; Magnoliopsida; Lamiales; Lamiaceae
Product: nuclear transcription factor Y subunit A-10-like
Exons: 6
Coding region: 253-945 (230 amino acids)
Biological process (GO): regulation of transcription by RNA polymerase II
Molecular function (GO): DNA-binding transcription factor activity, RNA polymerase II-specific; RNA polymerase II cis-regulatory region sequence-specific DNA binding
Source: RefSeq, a predicted model, not a curated record
CAUCUCGAUAUUUAAUUUAGUGAAUACAUGCUACAGCAACAACCAUCAUGAUUCAAAUUUCUGCAGCUCUGAAUUUAUGAGCUGUACAUACAAUACUAAUAAUUGCAGUAAUGCAAAAACAGCUAAUGUUUUUAAGUUUAACUAUACUUUGUUUAUAUGUAUCUAUCUAUAUGUGUAUGGAAUUUUUAGGUAAAGAAAGCCGGCUAUUUUUUAUACACCUCCAACAUCCAAAGAAUUUGGAUAAGGUGAAAAAUGACCCUGCACACUGUAUUCUUCAAAGAUGGGAGUGCGAAUGCGGCGGCGCAGUCAGCCGUGCCGCGGUGGAGCGGACUCGGAUGUCAGCCGCCGGGCGUUUACGGCGAAGGGUUUAUCCAAUCAAAGGGCGCCGCCGCGUGCCUCGAUGGUGUUAAAGAUCAUCAUGGAAAGCCUCACUUCACUCUUUUCUCUGGUGACUGCAAAACUACUCAUGAAAAUGAAAAAACUCCGUUGCAGACAGCUUCCUCUGCCGCCGUGGACUAUCUAGAGCUUGGAUUUGGACAGCCAAUGAUUUGUGGUGCUAAAUAUCCAUAUCCAGAUCAGUGCUACGGGUUAUACUCAUCCUAUAAUGGACCUCAGUUUGCGGGGCGAAUGAUGCUGCCGUUGAACGGAGGGCCGAUCUUGGUGAACGCGAAGCAGUACAACGGAAUCAUGAGGCGCAGGAAGAAGCGCGCCGAGGCGGAGCUCGAGAACAAGCUGCUCAAGAUCCGAAAGCCGUAUCUGCACCUGUCGCGGCACCUCCACGCGAAGCGGCGGCCUCGGGGAAACGGCGGGCGCUUCCUGAACACCAAGGGGAAGGAGAAGAUGACGACGUCGAGCAGCAGCCAGGGAUCGGAUGUGAGCAGCGAUCAGGAGCUGCACUUUCCGAGGCUUCAUCUCUUCCAUCACCCCUUCUCCUUCAAGGUCUGAUGUGAUAUCAUCACAAUGGGCAAUUCAUUCUUGGCUAUCUCAACUUAGUUUGAUCAAUCGUAUCCUCUAUAUAUAUAUAUAUAUAAUAAUUAUGGUUUGCAUGUGAUUUAGGCCUUUGCAUCUUCUCAUUAGUUGAGAAAUGAGAAUCGCAAUGUCGCCUGAUUUGCACUACUUUCCUGCUUUAAUUUGGAAGUCAUGUAUGUGUGUGUAAUUAUAAGAUCAUAGCUAGUGUGUGUUUUGAGGUUGCAAAAUAAAAAAAAGACUCUCGUCUUUUAAUGGUGUUGUAAUUUAAGCGUGUGGUUUGUUUUAAUCUUGUAAUUAGAGGUGAAUAGAUGCUAUAGUCUCCUUGUAACAUAUUUAAAGUUGAUAUUUAAUUAAGGUUUUUGGUA